AUGUUCCUUUCAACUACCCCAAUGGUGAUGACCACCUUACUUCUCAAUAAUAUGUAUCUCACUUCCAUCCUGGGUGCGGCCCCGCCCCCCGGCUUCGCGCACAACGUGGCCACCCAAGCAGCCCCGGAUUCGUCGCAACCCAAUAUGCCAGUUCCUGCGGUUAUGAACUCCACUGAUAUGCCGAUGAAUACCACUGAAAUGGCGGGGAAUUCCACCGAUCCAGCCCAGUUGAAUGCGGGCGGUUUCUUGCCUGGGUUCCCGCUCAUCCCCAGCAUUUUCCCCAAACCAUCACCCCGUCCGAGCAUUUUCCCCAAACCAUCGCCCGGUCCCGGCAUUUCCCCCAAGCCAUCCCCUGGUGGCAGUGGAUCACCCGGUGGCAGUGGAUCGCCUGGCGGUAGUGGAUUACCCGGCGGUAGUGGAUUGCCCAGUGGCAGUGGAACUUCACCCAGCGGCAGUGGAUCACCCUUUGGCAGCGGAACUUCUCCCGGUGGCAGCGGAUCACCCGGCGGCAGUGGAUCACCCGGUGGCAGUGGAUCACCCUAUGUCGGUGGCACCUCCCCCGGAGGCAGCGGAAUUUCCCCCGGUGGCAAUGCACCUUCAACCGGCGGUAGUCGACCUUCACCCGGCGGCUCAUCACCCGGCAGCAGUGGCACUUUCCCCGGCAGCAGUGGCCCUUCAACUGGUGGUAGUGGCACUUCACCCGGUGGUAAUGGCUCAACUGGAUACCCGCCGAAGUUCCCAAAUCCCUUCCCCAACCUCCCAACCCCCUUACCAGGCGUUACGCCCGCGGUCAACCAAAGCUGUGUGGCUGGGAUCAAGAACCGCAUCAUUGCUUCCCAAGAAUCCGAAGGACAGCCUAUGCCCCGGGAGAGGGCCUCUUGCUUCACACCCUACACCAACGUUCCGGAGGGGGAGAGUUUGGUCGUGGCCUCGGUCGAUGCGGCCACCAAUGUCACUGCUAGCCUUUCUCAGCUGGUCCAAGAUGUCUCCGGCAAGAGGAUUACGGCUGCCAUCCCGAUCAUCAUUUCCGAUUUGAGGACCCUGACUGCCGUCGUAGCGACCGGAGUAGCGCACAUCGCGCUUGCCACCGCUAAAGGCGUUUUCACCUCAUCAAGUCUUGUUUACGUGUUACAAGGAUUCGUCACGGCGGGCCAAAGCGUUACCGAUGCUUUGAUUGGUCAAAAAGGCUUCUUCGCCCAAUUCCAAGCGCUUACGCCUAUCCGAAACACCCUCUUGUCUUUGAAAUCCGUCGUCGAUAGAUUCGUUCUGCUCCUUAUUCACAUGAUUCCUACAAACAAAUUCGCUCUGGCCGCCGAUUUGCACCAGCAAAUGAGCAACUCGAUGGACAACGCCAUCAACACUUUUGUCGAAAGUGAUUAA
This is a messenger RNA of Puccinia triticina, 1380 nucleotides long. RefSeq lists its product as uncharacterized. The record is from RefSeq and is a predicted model, not a curated record. The transcript has 5 exons. The coding region runs from base 1 to 1380 and encodes 459 amino acids. Lineage: Eukaryota; Fungi; Basidiomycota; Pucciniomycetes; Pucciniales; Pucciniaceae.